AUGUUGUUCUCUCGUCAGGCACUUAAGCCUUAUUUGGCUGAAUUCCUUGGGACAGCUCUGUUAAUUGUCAUUGGAGAUGGAGUCGUCGCCCAAUGCCUUUUAUCCGAUUACCAGUACGGCACAUGGUUGUCCAUCAACUUGGCAUGGGCGUCUGCUGUCUGCCUCUCCGGCUAUUUGUCUGAGCCCAGUCCUACAAUCAAUCCUGCUGUCACCCUUUGUGUGGCACUGGUUCGACCAUCACAGGGACAGUGGAAGACUAUCCCAGGCAAGCUGGCUGCCCAAUUCCUAGGUGGAUUUGUCGGUGCCGCCCUUGUGUAUAUUAAUUACCGCUCGGCCAUCAAUGCUUGGGAUCCCGAAUACACUAUCCCUGGUGGAUCCAUUCUGAGUCCAAGUGGUCAUCAUUCCGCGGGAAUCUUCUGCACCUAUCCCGCCAACUUUUUCGAGUCCAACUGGGAAGCGGUGUUCUCUGAGGUGUUGGGAUCGGCGGUGCUAAUGUUCGGCUCUUUCAGUAUCUCGGACUCGCGCAAUUCCAACCGCUUCCCGGCUCCACAGCUUUCCGUCUUUUUGCUCCUGCUCUCGAUCGGAGCAGCUUUGGGCUGGCAGACUGGAUAUGCUCUCAACCCCGCUCGAGACUUCGGUCCUCGAUUGUUCUCAGCAAUCCUGUAUGGCCGGGAGGUUUUCACCGCUGCUAAUUUCUAUUUCUUUGUUCCUCUUCUCGCUCCGAUCGCUGGUUGUAUCAUCGGCGCAACGACUUACGACGCAAUGCUGUUCGAGGGGGAUGGAUCUCGUGUUACCGAUGCACUUGACAAGGCUGAGGGUCAAGGAUCUCUCCGUUUGGUCGAUUGA
Molecule: messenger RNA, 846 nt
Organism: Penicillium malachiteum
Lineage: Eukaryota; Fungi; Ascomycota; Eurotiomycetes; Eurotiales; Aspergillaceae
Exons: 2
Coding region: 1-846 (281 amino acids)
Biological process (GO): water transport; glycerol transmembrane transport
Cellular component (GO): plasma membrane
Molecular function (GO): glycerol channel activity; water channel activity
Source: RefSeq, a predicted model, not a curated record